Molecule: messenger RNA, 1733 nt
Organism: Medioppia subpectinata
Lineage: Eukaryota; Metazoa; Arthropoda; Arachnida; Sarcoptiformes; Oppiidae
Source: the annotation of a GenBank genome assembly
ACACAGCCCAACAACACAUGUGACUAAAGCAUGACUUUUGCAAUGGAUUUGUAAAUAAAUAUCAAAACAAAAUACUAAACAAUGCCUUAAAUUGUGACUAAAUUUUUAAUUAAUGCAAACUAUUUAUAAGAUUUAUUUAAUUAAACGCAUAAUUAAUAUAAUAACCGACAAAAUAGUUAUAAAAUUUAAUUAUUAAAAAUGAUUUUAAAGACAAUAAAAGUGUUGAGAAAUAAUUGGAAAAAAUCCGUGUUUUUCAGUUGUGUUGCCGUUUAUGGCGUUAAUUACGGAUACAAUAAACUGAUUGAACACAACAAAAUGAGGGCCUAUUGCGAGGAGGCGUUGAGGUUUGGCAACCAAUACAUACGGCCCGACCAGAACUGCCGACACUUAACAGUAAUACUGAAUCCAAUGGCAAAUAAGCGGAAGAGUAAACAAAACUACGAUAAAUAUUGUGCACCACUUCUGCAUUUGGCGGGCAUUCGGGUCAGUGUUGUGGUGACCGAAGAGGAGGGUCAGGCGCGCGACCUCAUGGAGAUCAUGGACAACACGGACGCCGUGUUGAUCGCAGGCGGCAACGGCACAGUUCACGAAGUGGUGACCGGUCUGUUGCGGCGCACAGACGGCCGCCCGGGUGUCCAUCAGUACCCGAUCGGUAUACUGCCGGUCGGCCGACGCAAUACCAUCGCUGUCAACGUGAAUGGUGUCCGCGACAAACACCUCAAGCCUUACGAAUUGUUAGCCGAGUGCACCCUCUCUGCCAUCCGUGAAGUGUUAAAACCGGUGGAUGUGAUGAGAAUUGAGGGCACAAAAGGCCGGCCGGUGUUCGCGUUGGAAGAGUUCAACUGCGGCCGACUUCGGGACACACUGUCUGUGGCCGACGGGUACUGGUAUUUGGGCGCUUAUCUCAAGCCAUAUCUGGCUUUCGCUUUCAAUACGCUUAGAAGACUGACGGCAGUGGAAGGGGUGAGCAUAUCGUACAGCAAUCCCUGUGACGGAUGCUCUAAAUGCUACCAACGCUACGAACGUGAGGCCCCGGGGGGUGUUGGGCUGGCGGAGGGGCCGACCCGUUGGUGGCACGUAUUUAUGCCACGAAAGGGCGCCGACACUCGCGGCCCGACUCAACCGAAACGUGAUUUAAAGGCUAUCCAUAACUCGGAGUGCGGCCAGUGGUCAACGCUGGCCGAGACGGGCGCCGACAACGUCCUCAUCCAGAAUACCAAUGAAUCCAAACUGAAACUCAUUAUUCACAGCCAGCCCUCAGCGCACCGGCAAUUCAUAAACGAUGGCGUUAAGUUAUUCAAUAGCGAGCCGUUGGCUGUGGAGGGGAUGAGUCCCUGCGUACAACUGAUCGAAGCGAUGGAUAUUAAUAUAGAUUUGGCCGAAGAUAAGAGUGGCGGCAACGAUGGCAACGACGACCAGACAGUUGUCGAUCAAACGAUGGAUCAAACAGUGGAUGCGGAGGCAGUAGAAGUCGUCGGCGGCGACGCCACCAGUGAUGGCGAUAAGAUCGAAGCCGUAGAUAAUUCGGCCACUAAUUCAUGGUUUAGUAUCGAUACUGAAAGUUAUGAGAGACAGUCCGUUAAGAUUACGCUAAUGCCUAAAGUGUUGAAUAUGUACGCGCUGUAAGUGAUGGCCCCAUACAUGCCAUCCAUACCACUCUGGCUUCACUACCUUUCCUCCGGUUAUGAUAAUAAUAAUGUGUUUAUAAUAAUAAAUGAAUGCAAAAAACGAUG